Molecule: messenger RNA, 3247 nt
Organism: Gorilla gorilla gorilla (western lowland gorilla)
Lineage: Eukaryota; Metazoa; Chordata; Mammalia; Primates; Hominidae
Gene: POU5F2
Product: POU domain class 5, transcription factor 2
Exons: 1
Coding region: 1990-2976 (328 amino acids)
Biological process (GO): regulation of transcription by RNA polymerase II
Molecular function (GO): RNA polymerase II cis-regulatory region sequence-specific DNA binding; DNA-binding transcription factor activity, RNA polymerase II-specific
Source: RefSeq, a predicted model, not a curated record
ACACCUCAAGAGAAUAGAUACCAGCAAAGUUAUUCUUAAAUGAACUUCUGUAUAUUGCAAGCUGUUUUUUAUAGACUGUCAUCUUAAAAUCUAAUUGAAGGCAAAUAUGGAAGUCUUUUUACCAUUAAUGCUACAGAGAUUCACUUAUUUAACAUUAAAUAAAUAUUGCUUGACUUCCUUCCAUGUUCCAGGUAUAGUUCCAGGUGCUGAGGAUCUAGCAGUGAACAAGACAGACAAUGACCCUGCUCAUAGCCGGCACACGUUCUAGCAAGGGUUGCAGUAGAGAUACAGAUGACACAUAACUAAGUACACAGCCUGUAGCGAUGGCAGCCAAUUUUCUGAUUCUUUUUCCUUUACCAUUGCUUCAAGGCCAUAUCUGCAAUCUCAACACAACACAACACAACACAACCUGUAGUGUUGGGUUGAAUUUAGUCUCAAGGUGCUGCCUUCAUCUAGGAAGAGGUAUUUAAGGGCCCAGGAAGAUGAGGCUAGGAAGGAGAUGGUAGACUUCAGAUGUUUUAGGAGUCCCAGUAUAUAAGAUUUGACACCCUGUGGAGAAUAGAAAAAGUCAAGAACAGCUCCUAGGUUUAAGCUUGGAUGACUGAGUUAUUGAUAACUAGUUCAAAAGUCCCGGGAUGAGAGGUAGGUUUAGAAGUGUGGAUAAUGAAUUUGACUUGGGGCAGUGAAAAAUACAAAACUGGAAAUUAGAAGAGAAGUCAGAACUGAAAUACAAAUUUGGCUGUUAUCACCAUUUCAUGUAAAUUUUAAAAGGAGAAGGAGCAAGAAGAGUUGUCACUAUAGCCAGAUACAGCAGGAUGAGGGUUUUUUAAAAGGCCAUUGGAUUUGACAGCUGAAAAAUCACUGAUGACUUCAAGAAGACCAGUUUCAGUAGAUGUGGGUGGGGACAGAGCCACAUCAUGGCUGGUUUAAAGAAUGAAGGGCUAUGAUUGUCUAGCCAAGGUCAUUUUGCUCUUCCUCCUAGGAAACAUUGAAACUGAGGUCAGAGCCUCUCUUUCUCCCUCCCUCCUUAGCUUUCUCCACACAGGGCCCACAACUGGAUGCCUGAGCUAGGGGCAUGAUGGAGGGACAAAUUAAUUGGGUCUCUGGUGGGAUAAGGGCCCAAGGAUAAAGGAGCCUGAUGUUGGUGAGUCAUAUAUUGCAGGGAGCAUCCUCAGUGGGGGACAGUGGGUCAGGCCAGUUCAGAGACCUGUCUCUAGAGUGGUAAAGAGAAGACACACACCUAGAUCUCUGUUGGUUGAGGAAACUCUGGACCAAGAAGCUGGGUUAGAAUGGGAAACAAAAGGACCUUCAAGGCUGGGGGAAGAAACAUGGAAUUAGUUACAAAGUUCUGCCCCAGUGAGGGAGUGGAAUCUGGCAGUUUGGGGGUGGGGUCAGGGGGUAGAAUCUGAGGUAGUAAACUGAUGUUAACUAGAAACUCAAGCAGGGAUGCCUAGGUUUCUUAGGGCACAGGGACUGGGGAUGUGCAAAGAGGAACUGUUGGCAGUACUUGUGACCAUAAAGAUAGUAGUGAGGGGGCAGUUUAUGAAUUGAGGGGUCGUCCCAGCAAUAUCUGGCAUAUAGAUAUUUAAUAAUUAUUUGUGAAGACAAGAGGUUAGGUAGUUCCUGGGGAUCAGGGGUCCUGAGUUUCUGAACAGGCAUAAGAAAAUACCUGGGUUCUAUUCAGGCAGGGGAUGGAGGCAGUGAGUAAGGGACUCCAGACAGCUUGGAGAUGCAAAUCCCAAAAGGGAGCUUUGUACCUCUAUGGGAGUUGGAAGCAAAGGUCAGGGUAGGGGGCUCACUCCCUUAACCCUAGGACCCAGGAGUUCCUAUGGAUCUACCAGAUUUCCCCGCCUACGCACAGGCACCCUUGGCUUGUAACGCCUUCUCCGCCCACUGGGGGGCGGGGCUUGAGGGGGCCGGUGGAUGUUCUAAAGCCUCGAGGGCCAUCAGUUCCUAUCAGAGCCGCUGGCUGCGGGUGCCAUUCCACCCAUGGCCGGACACAGGCCCUCAAACCACUUCUGCCCCCUUCCAGGCAGUGGUGGGGGCGGCCCCAGAGGGCCGAUGCCCCUGCGGGUUGACACUCUGACCUGGUUGAGCACCCAGGCGGCCCCUGGCAGGGUGAUGGUCUGGCCGGCAGUCAGGCCAGGGGUCUGCCCAGCCCCUGAGGUGUGGAGGAUUCCCCUGGGUCCCCUGCCACACGAAUUCCGGGGCUGGAUAGCACCCUGCAGGCCCCGUCUUGGAGCUAGUGAGGCAGGGGACUGGUUGCGACGCCCCUCCGAAGGCGCCCUCCCGGGGCCCUACAUUGCCCUGCGGAGCAUCCCGAAGUUGCCGCCGCCAGAGGACAUCUCGGGCAUACUGAAAGAGUUGCAGCAAUUGGCCAAGGAAUUGAGGCAGAAGAGGUUGAGCCUAGGGUACUCGCAGGCCGAGGUGGGGAUCGCUGUGGGAGCUCUAUUUGGGAAGGUGCUUAGCCAGACGACUAUCUGCCGCUUCGAGGCCCAGCAGCUAAGCGUCGCCAACAUGUGGAAGCUGCGACCACUGCUGAAAAAGUGGCUGGAGGAAGUGGAAGCAGAGAACCUUCUGGGCUUAUGCAAAAUGGAGAUGAUCCUGCAACAGUCUGGGAAGUGGAGACGGGCAAGCAGAGAGCGACGAAUCGGAAACAGCCUGGAGAAAUUCUUCCAGCGGUGCCCUAAGCCCACACCCCAGCAAAUCAGCCACAUUGCUGGGUGCCUCCAGCUGCAGAAGGAUGUGGUUCGAGUUUGGUUCUAUAACCGCAGCAAGAUGGGCAGUCGACCAACCAAUGAUGCUUCCCCACGGGAGAUUGUGGGGACAGCCGGGCCUCCUUGCCCAGGAGCACCAGUGUGCUUUCACCUGGGACUGGGGCUCCCAGUGGAUAUCCCCCACUAUACACGUCUCUACUCUGCAGGGGUAGCCCACUCCUCUGCCCCAGCCACCACUCUGGGCCUCCUCAGAUUUUAGGGCUGAGGGGCUUGCCCUUCACGGCACGGUUGGAGAGGGGAGAAGAAGGGAAAACCCAGGAAAUGUCCCUGGGGUUCAUUUGAGGGCUUUUAGUAUUAAUUUCUCAUUCACUGUCUAAAGAAGUUAAGGAUACAUAGUAGGGAAUGGGGGUGGGAAUUGUUCAAGAAAAACCUGGGAGAGAAGAUGAAGUUUAUUGCAGUUUUGUGUUUUCCCUUUGUUUUUCCCUAGCAUUGGUUUAAAGGUACAUUACAGUAUAUAGAUGGUUUCGAUA